AACCAUGCAGAGGAGGUAGAGCGUGAAAAUGGUCAAAGUAACGCGGUAGAAGGACGGCGCACCUAGAUAGGCAAGUAGGUUGACAAGCAAGUUAACAAACAGGCAGAAAGACGGCAGACAGGCAGACAGGUAGGCAGGCAACCUGUUAAGAAGAAUGGAUGGACGAAUGACUAGAUGGAUGGACGAAAAGGACGAAGAAACCAACCCAUCCCAACCUGCCAUCCCAUCCAAUCCCAGAAACGAACAACCAGGAAGGAGGAGGAUGAAGAAGGAAGGAAGAGCAUGAAGCCCAGGAAGGCAGGAAGGAAGCGAAACCCCAAAAACAAAAAAACAAAAAAAAAAAUACGUUCAAAAAAUACAGUUGUCCAUAAAGUAAGAGUAAAACAAAGAGGGGAAAAAAAGGAGUUUCACCCGUCCAUCCAUCCAUCCAUCCAUGCCCCAACCCACCAAACCCCCACCAAAUUUAUAUAUCAAUCAAUCAAUCAAUAUCGCCGUACCGUCAAGUCAAGUCAAGUCAAGCCGUCCGUCCGUCCGUCCAUCCAUCCGUCUAAAAAAAAAAAACGAGGAUCUCGUCCGUCCGUCCCAUCUUACUCUCGUACUCUCCUUCCUCUCCUCUCUCUCUCUCCAUCUCUCCAUCUCUCCAAUCCACCUAAUAUCAACACAGACACGCUCACGCAGACAGAGAACCACUAUACCGCCCAUUAACCAAACCUCCCCUUUCUAACUCCACUUCCACUUCCAACUCGGCAUCACUUCCCCCCAGACAUCGCCUCCCACCUAGCCACCAGUCCCGAAACCUUGCGAUUCGGCAUCGGGCCAGGCGCAGGCGCAGACGCAGAUCUCAAAGCAGAAGAAGGCGAAGAAGA
Molecule: messenger RNA, 866 nt
Organism: Aplosporella prunicola CBS 121167
Lineage: Eukaryota; Fungi; Ascomycota; Dothideomycetes; Botryosphaeriales; Aplosporellaceae
Exons: 1
Coding region: 175-705 (176 amino acids)
Source: RefSeq, a predicted model, not a curated record